Messenger RNA from Xyrichtys novacula (pearly razorfish), 5442 nucleotides. The record is from the annotation of a GenBank genome assembly. NCBI's taxonomy places the organism in Eukaryota, Metazoa, Chordata, Actinopteri, Labriformes, Labridae.
AUGUCGGCUUCAAAACCACGUAAGGUAGAGAAUGAGAACAGGGUGUUUCAUGACGAGUGGACCGAGUUAUAUGCAUUUACUUUACCCGCGAGAAGCACACAGCCUGUGUGUCUUUUAUGCCACCAGCACGUAGCCGUUGUGAAAAGUUCUAACAUUAAACGACACUACGACAAACAUCGGACUAGUUUCGAGAGAGAUUACCCUCUGAAAUCUGCUCUCAGGAGCCAGCAUUUACUCGAGUUAAGAGCCCGGUAUGAUCGAUCCCAAAGGAUCAUGACCAAUGCAUUUACCGGUCAGCAGCGAGCACUUGAAUGUUCCCUCCGUGUUGCCUGGGUUUUGGGCCAAAACAAGAAACCAUUCGCUGACUGUGCGGUUGUCAAGAAGUGUGCCCUGGAAAUAGUUAAAACAUUGACUGACGGCAAACAACAAGAAGAACUGUGUAAAAAAGUGGCAGAAAUCCCCACAUCAGCAACAACAGCCACGAGGAGAUGUGAGGUUUUAACUGAGGAUGUGCUCCAACAGCUGGAUGAAGCGGUCAGGGGCGUACCUGUAGGUUUAGCUGUGGAUGAGUCGACAGACGUGACUGAUAAUGCACAACUAUUAGUUUAUGUUAGGUUUUUCAACAAAGAGAAGAAAGUGUUCUGUGAGGACCUGUUAGGUGUGGCCCCCCUCAAGACCAGCACAAAAGGUGAAGAUAUAUACAAGGCAGUCAAAGAGAUGCUGACGGAGAGGGGAACAGACAUGAAACUAGUGGUGUCCAUAACCACAGACGGAGCCCCAUCCAUGGUAGGACGAGAGAGAGGAGCUGUGGCAAGGAUGAAGGAGGACCACGGUGAACUCAUCUCAUAUCACUGCAUCAUCCACCAGACUGUGCUGUGUGCCCUCCUGAGUGAUGAGUACAAGGAGGUAGGCCUACAUUUCCACUUUUUCAGUAUCUGUAUGUUCCUUCUUGUGUCUGUCUGUCUGUGUGUGUGUGUGUGUAUGUGUGGGGGGUAAUAUUUGAGUGUGGGUGUGUGUGUCUGUGUCCUGUGUGUGUGUGUUCUGUCUGUCUGUCUGUCUGUGUCUUGUGUGUGUAUGUGUGUGUGGUAAUUCUUGAGCGUGUGUGUGUCUGUUUGUCUGUUUGCCUGUGUCUGUGUCCUGUGUGUGUAUGUGUGUGGGGUAAUAUUUGAGUGUGUGUGUGUGUGUGUGUGUGUGUGUGUGUGUGUGUGUGUGUGUGUGUGUGUGUGUGUGUGUGUGUGUGUGUGUGCAUGUGUGUCUGUCUGUGUAUGUGUGUGUGUUAAUUGUAUUGCUAAUGUAAUUUUAUAAUAAAGACACCAGUAGCCAAUAUUACAUUGUAAGCUACAUUGUUACUGGUCACAAAUAAAUAUGUGUCCAAAUAAAUAUGACUCUCCAUCUCUUCUUUUUCAUCUUGAGGUGAUGGACGUGAUGAUGAAAAUGAUAAACUUUCUGCGGGAAUCCUCAUCCCUCCAGCAUCGUCUCCUCAGAGAAUACCUCCAUGAAGUGGAUGCAGAAGCUGAUGACCUUCUCCUCCACAACAAUGUAAGAUGGCUCAGCAAAGGUAGAGUGCUGGAGCGCUUUUGGGCCAUCCGGGAGGAGAUUGGAGCUUUCUUAUCCCAGCUGAGGAGCAACAAGGCAACUCGUUUUUCUUGCUUCUUAGAAGAUGAUGAGAAAAUGGAUAUUGUAGCUUUUUUAGUUGACAUUACAUCUCACCUGAAUAAACUGAAUCUGAAGCUACAGGGCAAGGACAAUUCCAUCUGUGACCUAAUGAUGGCUGUAAGUGCCUUCAAGAUGGAAACUGGAGGUGUUCAGAGAAGACCUGCAAGGAGAGUGUGCUCACUUCCCUUCAGUACAGCAGCAGGUGCAGGGGCAGAGAGAUUUGUCUGCUUUUGUGGACUUUGUUGAUCGGCUGACUGAAAACUUCAGCCAACGAUUUGACAGCUUCACUCUUGGACAGCAGCUCACCCUGUUUAUCCAGGAUCCCUUCCUUAUCACUGAUGUCAGGGGGUUCUCAAAGGAGGUCACACAGCUCUUCAAAUGGGCUGAAGCUGGUCCUCUACAGAUGGAACUGGUUGAUCUUCAGGCAGACGUGGCACUGAAGGAGCAAUUUGGAGGAAGUGAAUCUGCCACCUUCUGGAUGGAGAUGGUCCCUGGAAAAGGCUUCACAGGUCUGAGUAAAAUAGCUCUGUACACUCUGACCAUGUUUGGUUCCACCUACAGCUGCGAAGCAGCUUUUUCGACCAUGAACAUCGUCAAAGACAAAUAUCGCAACAGGCUCACUAAUGAUCAUCUCCACAUGUGUUUGAGGAUGGCCCUGACAUCUUUCGAGCCCAGAUUCAAAAAGUUGGCUGGAAAAGAUGGAGCCCGCUUCUCACGAGCUCCUCUUUCUGAGUGAUAAAAAAAGAGUAAUCAGGAGGGAGAUAAAUAGAAAACAAUGACGGACCGGAUGGUUUGUGAAGAUUUUCAGUGGCAAAAUGUAUUGAGUUAAAAGUUUAACUAGUUUAGUUACUUUGUUUCAGUGAAUUUCAUGCUACUUUUUUUAAAUGCACUUUAAUUUCAGAUGUGCCUGCCUAAAAAGCCAUUUUGUUUCUAAUGCAGGUCUUUGAAUAUCUGUAGUCUUCAUGUUAUUUAAAAACAAAAUGUAAAAUGUAACUUUUAUGCUUUCAAUAAAUAUUGUUGACUUUAAAAAAGGUACUUCACUUUAUUUUAAUUGAAAAUAGGCAGUUAUUGACAAUACAAAUGAAGUGAAUAUUUCAAAAGAGUAAUGCACUGUACAAAAAAAAUAAAGGUUCCCGGACCCAGGCCUGCAGGCAUUUCAUCCCGGUGGACCCAUUGAAAAUUUAUAUGAAGACCCCUGCUUUAAAUAAUCCAUAUUGUUUAAUAUUUUUGAGGGUUUUUUUAUGUACUAAAUUUUGCCAGCGAUUGAUAACUCUAAUUAUCUGGCUGAUGUUUACUGAAUGUGCACUCUACAAAGAUUUAACACACAGAUAAACUCCAAAAACUUUAAAGAACAACGUUUUUAUUAAACAUAAACAUGAGUAUAUCAAAACAAAGUAUAAUCUGGUUACUUCCUUUUCACUUUUAACAUUUGUUCUUUGAUACACAUAAACAAGACAAACAGAAAAAAAAUAUUGUUAUGCAAGUACAUAAAUAAUAAAUAGGUAGAUAAAAUCAGUAAUUGAUCAAGUGUUAAAAGACAUAUAUAUAUAUACAUAUAACAUAUCAUACAAUCUGUAAUCAUACAAGUACUGUUGUGUUUUUUAACAAAUAAAAGUGAGAGUAAUUUUAUAUUAUGACUAAAAGUCUGUGAGACAAUACUUUCGAGAAUGUUAUCAUAAUGUUUGGUUUAAAAUUCCCUUUUCAGUUUGUUCUUACAUCAACAGAAUUGCUGAGCAAGUUAAGAUAACUAAGAGAAAACUUUUGUUGAUGACAGCUGAGGAUGCAGCAGUUGUGACUCCUGAGGCAGCAGUGGUGGCACCUGAGGCAGCAGUUGUUGAUCCUGAGGCAGCAGUGGUGGCACCUGAGGCAGCAAUUGUUGCUCCUGAGGCGGCAUUGGUGGCACCUGAGGCAGCAGUUGUUGCUCCUGAGGCGGCAGUGGUGGCACCUGAGGCAGCAGUUGUUGCUCCUGAGGCAGCAGUGGUGGCACCUGAGACAGCAGUUGUUGCUCCUGAGGCGGCAGUGGUGGCACCUGAGGCAGCAGUGGUGGCAUCGGAGGCAGCAGUUGUUGCUCCUGAGGCGGCAGUGGUGGCACCUGAGCCAGCAGUGGUGGCACCUGAGGCAGCAUUGGUGGCACCUGAGGCAACAGUUGUUGCUCCUGAGGCGGCAUUGGUGGCACCUGAGGCAGCAGUUGUUGCUCCUGAGGCAGCAUUGGUGGCACCUGAGGCAGCAGUUGUUGAUCCUGAGGCAGCAGUGGUGGCACCUGAGGCAGCAAUUGUUGCUCCUGAGGCGGCAUUGGUGGCACCUGAGGCAGCAGUUGUUGCUCCUGAGGCGGCAGUGGUGGCACCUGAGGCAGCAGUUGUUGCUCCUGAGGCAGCAGUGGUGGCACCUGAGACAGCAGUUGUUGCUCCUGAGGCGGCAGUGGUGGCACCUGAGGCAGCAGUGGUGGCAUCGGAGGCAGCAGUUGUUGCUCCUGAGGCGGCAGUGGUGGCACCUGAGCCAGCAGUGGUGGCACCUGAGGCGGCAGUUGUUGCUCCUGAGGCGGCAGUGGUGGCACCUGAGCCAGCAGUGGUGGCACCUGAGGCGGCAGUUGUUGCUCCUGAGGCGGCAGUGGUGGCACCUGAGCCAGCAGUGGUGGCACCUGAGGCGGCAGUUGUUGCUCCUGAGGCGGCAGUGGUGGCACCUGAGGCAGCAGUGGUGGCACCAGGGGCGGCAGUUGUUGCUCCUGAUGCGGCAGUGGUGGCAGCGGAGGCAGCAGUUGUUGCUCCUGAGCCAGCAGUGGUGGCACCUGAGGCGGCAGUUGUUGCUCCUGAGGCGGCAGUGGUGGCACCUGAGCUAGCAGUUGUUGCACCUGAAGCAGCAGUUGUUGCUCCUGAGGCGGCAGUGGUGGCACCUGAGCCAGCAGUUGUUGCUCCUGAGGCGGCAGUGGUGGCACCUGAGCCGGCAGUUGUUGCAGCUGAGGCGGCAGUUGUUGCUCCUGAGCCAGCAGUUGUUGCAGCAGUUGUUGCUCCUGAGGCGGCAGUGGUGGCACCUGAGGCAGCAGUUGUUGCUCCUGAGGCGGCAGUGGUGGCACCUGAGCCAGCAGUUGUUGCACCUGAAGCAGCAGUUGUUGCUCCUGAGGCAGCAGUGGUGGCACCUGAGCCAGCAGUUGUUGCUCCUGAGGCGGCAGUGGUGGCACCUGAGGUGGCAGUGGUGGCACCAGAGGCAGCAGUUGUUGCUCCUGAGGCGGCAGUGGUGGCACCUGAGCCAGCAGUGGUGGCACCUGAGGCGGCAGUGGUGGCACCUGAGCCAGCAGUUGUUGCAGCUGAAGCAGCAGUUGUUGCUCCUGAGGCGGCAGUGGUGGCACCGGAGGCGGCAGUUGUUGCUCCGGAGGCGGCAGUGGUGGCACCUGAGGCAGCAGUUGUUACUCCUGAGGCGGCAGUGGUGGCACCUGAGCCAGCAGUGGUGGCACCUGAGGCAGCAGUGGUGGCACCAGAGGCAGCAGUUGUUGCUCCUAGGGCAGCAGUGGUGGCACCAGAGGCAGCAGUUGUUGCUCCUGAGGCGGCAGUGGUGGCACCUGAGCCAGCAGUGGUGGCUCCUGAGGCAGCAGUUGUUGCUCCUGAGGCGGCAGUGGUGGCACCUGAGCCAGCAGUGGUGGCACCUGAGGCAGCAGUUGUUACUCCUGAGGCGGCAGUGGUGGCACCUGAGGCAGCAGUGGUGGCACCUGAGGCAGCAGUUGUUGCUCCUGAGGCGGCAGUGGUGAGGCUGAUGAACAAAGAUGUCAUUGAUGAGUUACCAUUUACACCGUAG